Podarcis lilfordi (Lilford's wall lizard) is the source of this 17035-nucleotide messenger RNA. NCBI's taxonomy places the organism in Eukaryota, Metazoa, Chordata, Lepidosauria, Squamata, Lacertidae. The record is from the annotation of a GenBank genome assembly.
CCUUCCUUCCUCCCGCCUUCCUUCCUUCCUUCCUUCCUCUCGUGCUUAUGGCGGCGCCCAGCCAGGACGGGAGGAGAAGGAAGCAGUUUGGGAACCGCUUCCUCACCGACCCGGCUCGCCUCUUCCAGCACAACGCCUGGUAAGGAGGAGAGGUGGGGGGAAUGAGGACUGCGGUGCGAGUUUUCCCGCAUUGUACCAAUCUAGCUGCCAUCAAAACCAAGGAGGAAGGUCCCUGCCCGCGUGGAGCUUGCAGUGAAAGACGAGGUCGUGCACUCUCCUCCCUUGGAGGUUUUUCAGCAUGGCCAUCUGUCAUGGAUGCUAUAGCUGAGAUUCCUGCAUUGUAGGGGGUUGGGCUAGAUGACCCUCGGGUCCCUUCCGAUUUUUGUUGGCAAAGCUUCUCUUUCAAUUCAGAAUCUGUCAGUCCCCCGCCCCAGAUUAACACAGAUCUUCGAGGCCAGUUAGUCUGCUGGUAAAUAGUAGUACAGUGGUACCUCGGGUUAAUAACUUAAUUCGUUCCGGAGGUCUUUCUUAACCUGAAACUGUUCAUAACCUGAGGCACCGCUUUAGCUAAUGGGGCCUCCCACUGCCACCGCGCCACCAGAGCACGAUUUCUGUUCUCUUCCUGAAGCAAAGUUCUUAACCUGAGGUAAUAUUUCUGGGUUAGCGGAGUCUGUAACCUGAAGCGUAUGUAACCCGAGGUAUCACUGUAGUAGUAUGUAUGUAUGUAUGUAUUUUACCCUGCCCAUCUGGCUGGGUUUCACCAGCCACUCUGGACGGCUUCCAACAAAAGGCUAAAAAUACAUUAAAACAUCAGUCAUUUAAAACUUCCCUAAACAAGGCUGCCUUCAGAUGUCUUCUAAACAUCAGUUAAUUGUUUACAGUGGACCCUCUAGUUACGUAUCACUCUGGAUACGUAACUUUCGGGUUACAAACAUGGCAAACCCAGAAGUGUGCCGUGUGCAGAAGCAGCACCUCUGCCUACGGACAUUUCGGGUUGCGGACAGACCCCCAGAAUGAAUUUAAUUCUUAUCCAGAGUGUCCACUAUAUUUCUUUGACAUCUGAUGGGAGGGAGUUCCACAGGGCGCGCGUCACCACCAAGAAGGCCCUCUGCCUGGUUCCCUGUAACCUCACCUCUCUCAGGGAGGGAACCGCCAGAAGGCACUCAGAGCUGGACCUCAGUGUCCGGGCUGAACGAUGGGGUGGAGAUACUCUUUCAGGUAUACUGGGCCGAGGCCGUUUAGGGCUUUAAAGGUCAGCAUCAACACUUUGAAUUGUGCUCUGAAACGUAAUGGGAGCCAAUGGUACACUUGCAGGCGAGACUAGCUCGGCACAGAUGGAUUCCGGUGGCUAGGGUUAACGGAACCAGAUAAAUACUUCUUUCCUGCCGCAGGGAUAACGUGGAGUGGUCUGAGGAACAGGAAGCCGCAGCACAAGCGAAGGUCCAAGAGAACAGCACAGAGUUUGUGCCACAAGACCAGCAAGGUAUUAUUAGUGUGCGAUAUCACCUCUUCUGGCGGUGAUAUCUCUAGCCAGUCCAGAAAAAAUGAGGUGUGAUUAAGCCCCACUGAAGUCAGCGAAGCAAAUUAGUGUCUUAACUUUACGUUGGAGGUUCGUUGUGUGACUCAUUUGCCAGUUUUGUGCCAUUGGAACUUGUGUUUGUGAAGCAGAGUUCCAAAUUGCUAUUAACUUUGGCAUUGUCACAAGUCACCCUCAAAGGUUAGUGCUUCUUGGAACGCUGUGGGUUUGUUGCCGUUUUGCCUUCUUACACAUAGGAAGAAGAGAUGUGCUUGCCCACUGAAUCCAUGUUUGCUAGGUCUUGUGCUUAAGUCUCCCAAUUCAAUGGGUCACACUGGUUAUUUGAAAACUGACGAAGAGUUAAUUAUGCCAAGUGACGCCCAGUUCGAACAUCCUUUGAAGUGUGCUAAAUCUUUUCUUUCUUUUUUCUCUCCCCCCCCCAUGCUUAUUACAUACAAAAAAAGGGAACAAUACUGAAAAGGGGGUACAACUUAAGAGGGGAGGGAAAAGGAAAGAAAAUGUACACAAUCUGUUAUUACGAUAAAAAUUAUGACAAAAAGUUAUGAUUACAAUUUCAUGUUGCAAUAAAAGUAAAAAAUCUCAUUAUCUUUUAUACCCAACUUUGAAGCGUGCUAAAUCUUCAUGUGUAAUAUACCGUCACAGAACUCACAUGGAGGUUUCCACAUCUGUAUGCAAAAAAAGCUUGCAAAGCAAGCAGGGGGAGAUUUUAGCCCACCCUUCAGCUGCUUUUGCAUUUUGAGGUGCCCAUCAGUUCCAUGUUUGUUUAUUUUUAAUUUAUUUGUUAAAUUUGUAUACCGCCUUAAACCCGUAGAUCCCUGGGCAGUUCACAACACAAAGUUACGGUGUACAGAGCACAAAAUACAUAAUAAAAAUAAUCGAAGCACAAAAUACAUAAUAAAAAUAAUUGAAACAUAAAGAUUAGUACAGAUUUGACUGUCCUGUGUAUAGAAUCCCCCCCCCCCCUAUUUUUAGUAUGCAGGUUUCUGGAAAUUAUCUCCCAACAGCUACUGGAAACCGGCUUGACCUAAUACCGCAAACAAUAGCUUUUACAGGUCUGAGUAUGUUUGUCAAAAUAGAUAUGAUGGUGGCAACCCAUCAUACUUGUCUUCCCCAUUCAGGCAUAAACUGGGGGGGUGGGGUGCAGGUCGGAUCUUAGCAUCCAAAGCUGUAAACAGUUAAGGGGAGCUGAACUCUCUGUGGUCGGUGACUCAAUCUGUCAUAUUUCUCAGCUUAGCUCUGAUAGCAGAAGUAAACCAACCUAGGUGGAAAGUGCUUGGUGUGAUGGACUGUAGGAAGGGAGAGUUUUGGCUCCCCUCAUCCACACACCCCUUUUGAUGUUAAAAUCAGACCCACAGCCUGCUUUUUUAUAUGUGACACAUGAAUCAAUCUAUGGAGGAGGUUUUUGCAAAUAGGAUGUUUGGAAACCUACAUCACUGGGAACAAUUACAUAGUGAAAUACGUCUUCUGGGAUUUGCUUCCUUGGAGUGAGUUUGAUGGAAAAAUCAUUUAGCUGGCUUAACUUAAAAAAACCAUUGAGAGUUUCUUCUAGGUUUAAGGUGUUGUCUCCUAAACUGCAAAGCUCCUUCUCUGGUCAAGGACUUGGACUGGAGUUUUUCUCACUUGUACCCUGCCAUUUUCUUUGCAGAUGCUUAUGAGAUCAGUGCCAGCAAGUAUUGGAAUGACUUUUACAAAACCCACGAAAAUGGGUUUUUCAAGGACCGACACUGGCUGUUCACCGAAUUUCCUGAGCUGGCUCCAAACCAGAAUGCCAGUACGGUUGACGUGUGUGCCUCUGAGGCUGCUGCUGCGAAAAACACAAAAGGCUCAGGCCUUUGGGAGUGCAAUGGACUUAGUUCACUGGAGACUGGGAUCUUGGAGUGUCAGGACUCGGAGAUAAGCAGUUGUAACUCCACCCACCAAACGCAAACAGAAGUGGCAGCGCAGAAACUGGAGGAACAAAAACUAAGAGACUUCCCAGGGUCAUCUGCUACUUACAGAAUACUAGAGGUAACUGCACAGCGAAUCGGAACCAAAGCAUGCUUUGUUGCGCCAAUAGUUCCACCUAGCUCAGCGUUCUGCCUACCAACAAUAGGCCUUGGGGAGGCUCACAGAUGGAGUUUAAUGGUGAUGUUUACCCUGUACUAUACAGUGGUACCUCAGGUUAAGUACUUAAUCCGUUCCGCAGGUCCGUUCUUAACCUGAAACUAUUCUUAUCCUGAAGCACCACUUUAGCUAAUGGGGCCUCCUGCUGCUGCUGCGCCGCUGGAGCACGAUUUCUGUUCUCAUCCUGAAGCAAAGUUCUUAACCCGAGGUACUAUUUCUGGGUUAGCAGAGUCUGUAACAUGAAGCGUUAUGUAACCUGAAGUGUAUGUCACCCGAGGUACCACUGUAUAGUUAUUGGGAAGAUAUUAGCUGUGAACAUGAAAGGUUUUGCUUCUAUGUUUGUGUAGUUAGUGGGCGCCAGUAGACAGGUUGGCCAUAUAAAUGCCAUUUUGUUAGAAGAGUUUUCCUUUCUGUGCAUACAGCCAUGAUGCCUUUCAGUUUCACUGAGCUUGAUUGGAGGUGUCAGCCCCACCCCAAAAAAAGCUCAACAACUCUGGGCAUUUCCCCCCAUUUUCUUAAUUUGGAUUCCCCCCAAAUAGGGGGUGUCUUAUACAUGGGGGCGUGUUAUACACGGAAAAAGACAGUAUUUCAAGGCAGCCCUCCUGUAAAAAGAUAGUUGCUGACCCAGGGAGAAAUGUAUUUGAUCUUGGCAGUAAAGGAGAGCAUAAAAGGAGAGGCUUGAAUAUAUUAAAUCAUUUCUAGAGCGGUAGCUACGCUGGUCUGUUGUAGCAAAAAUAAAUAAAUCUUGUGCCACCUUAAAGACAAAUGUAUCGUGGUAUAAACUUUUGUUGCGAUGGCUGAAAAUAUUCACUAUGUUUGCUUUAUUGGCAGGUGGGCUGUGGAGCAGGAAACACUGUUUUCCCCAUCCUCCAAACCAACAAGUAAGAGAGACGGCAAGCAGAUUGUACACUGAGGUUUACAAACCAAUAGGAUGGUUUUUUAGACUUGGUAUCUAGAAUGGUUCUGUUUCAUUGUGCUUUCAUUGGGAUUCCCAAUGUUCCCACCAUGGCAAAAAUGAUCCACAUGGGACCUUGUCUUCUUCCUUUGCUUCCACUGUGCAGAGGAGUUUUGACAUUGAGGUACAGGCAUCCCCCUCACUCAUGCACGUUCUACUCGCGCAUGAUUGUUCAUACGCAUGGUGCCGUGAAAUAAUUCAAUUCCAACCCGGAAAUGGCCAGAGAGAGCCAGAAAGUUCUCGUGGCUCACAAGGAAACCCUUGUAAAGAGAAAGAAGGUUCUUUUUUUCAUAUGUGGUGGUCUUGUAGUAAAGUUAAAGCUUACUGGGAAAUGAUAUAUAAUGAAAUGAAAAGGAUGUUUAAAAUAACCUUUGUAAAAAAAAAAAACCAGAAGCUUUUCUUUUGGGAAUUAUAGGGACAGAACGACAUAACUGUAUAGAAACUUAUUCCUGUAUGCGACUACAGAGGCAAGAAUGUUACUUGCCCCAAAAUGGAAAGAAGCAGAAAUCUCAGCAAAGGAAGAAUAGAUACAAAAACUUAUGGAAUAUGCAGAAAUGGCGAAACUUACCAGAAGAAUAAGAAAUCAAGAUAAUUUUUAAAAAUUAAAAAUUGAAAUAGUUUAUGGAAUAUUUACAAACAAAUUAUAAACUGUUAAGAACAUUGGCAGGAUUGUUGCAAUAACUUGCAGUUUCAUAAAAGCAUAUAUUUAAAGAAGAUGAAUAAAUGAGCCAGUUAAGUUAAUUUGGAUAUGCAGAAAAUAUUAAAAAUACAUUUAAGGAACUGCAGAAAAAAGAGGGAAGGAAGUCAAGUUUUGAAAUGUCAAAAUGAUUGUAAAAUUAGCAAAAUGUAUAAACCAGAAGAAUGUAUAUUUUUUUAAAACCAAAACAACACACCAGAACCCGCUUGGAAGCCCCAAAGAGAACAGAGGCGCUGUGGGGCUUUGUUUACGCUGCUUGGACUUCCGGUUCUCUGUCCUGCAGCUACGUAUUAUAUUCGUUCCUUAUGAUCCAGCCAUUCUAUCUUUCAUAAACCAGCCUUUUUUUGUCUUCAGAUCCAGAUAAGAGCAUUUUCUCUUUCAUGCAAAAAGUCCGUAAGAAAUUUCCGAACCUUAACAAACGUCGGUAAUGAUUUUUCUCCAAUUAAACCUGUUAACUUUGCUAUCUCAGCCAAGUCCAAUCGUUUUAUCAGCCAAUCCUCUAUAGUGGCUAGGGCUGUAUCUUUCCAUCUUUGUGCAAAUAGUAAUCUCGCACUGUAAUCUUCCAUUAACCUUUUCUAACAGUGUAUCUGUUAGCCCUAAAAGAAAUGAGUUCUGGCAUCGAUUGAAUAUUAACCUUUAAAACGUAUGUAUCCACAUCCAAUUUUUUUAAGCCUUUUUAUAUGUCCACUAAGCAUGAUAAAAUGUCCCUUCAUGUUCUUGGCAUUUCCAGCACGCAUUUGAAACAUCUUCGUUUAUUAAUUUCUCAGGAGUUAAAUACCAACGAUACAUCACUUUGUAAAAAUUCUCUUUAAGAUCAUAGCACAGUGUAAAUUUGAACCCCUUAGUCCACAUUCGUUCCCUGUUCUAUCUGCCUUACCAGUCUCCUCUGGUUUAUUUCAGCGAUCCGGGCUUGUUUGUAUAUUGCUGUGACUUCUCCAAAACAGCGGUAGAGCUCGUCCAGGUAAAAAAACAACAAAGCUUAGUAAGAGAAGGUGGUUUAAUCGUCUUGGCUAGGUGGGAAAUGCCACUGUGUUUCUGAAAGUACUUGGCCUUUGCUGUUGUAACUUAAUACAAUUUUGUUGUUAAUGUCAGGAAGGCUUUUGCCCUUUGACUCUUUGCCUAGUAGCUGGUGAGUAGAGACCUCGCUGGAGAACAUUGGCAGGAGCUGGGUGGAGGCCUUCCUCUUUGACCUCUGGGAGCAGCUAUCUUUAUUUAAUAAUAAUAAUAAUAAUAAUUUAUUUAUACCCCGGCGAUCUAGCUGGGUUUCCCCAGCCACUCUGGGCGGCUCCCAACAAAAUAUUAAAAUACAGUAGUCCGUCAAACAUUAAAAGCUUCCCUAAACAGGGCUGCCUUCAGAUGUCUUCUAAAAGUCUGGUAGUUGUUGUUCUCUUUGACAUCUGGUGGGAGGACAUUCCACAGGGCAGGUGCCACCACCGAGAAGGCCCUCUGCCUGGUUCCCUGUAACUUGGCUUCUCACAGCGAAGGAACCACCAGAAGGCCCUCAGAGCUGGACCUCAGUGUCCGGGCAGAACGAUGGGGGUGGAGACGCUCCUUCAGGUAUGCUGGGCUGAGGCCGUUUAGGGCUUUAAAGGUCAGAACCAACACUUUAUUUUAUCUGCAGUAUUUCUAGCCUGUUAUUCAUUCUUUCAAUCCCGGAGGGGGGAAGAAAAGCAAUAAACACAGAGGAUAGCAAUAGACCAAAAUUACAAAAUCAUAGAAGCAGUUCUAUCAUAAAUAAGCAAAAUGACAAGAGCAUAAAUUAAUAUUCCCAGUUUAACGAAGUACCGUGUCGCAAGUUUAAUAUAUGAUGCAUGCUUUGUUUCAGAUUUAGAAAUUAGGGCAGUGUGACAACUACUACUACUACUACUACUACUACUUAUUGUUAUUAUUAUUUAUACCCCACCCAAUCUGGGUGGCUCCCAACAGAAUAUUAAUAAUAAUAAAGUGAUAAAACAUCAAACAUUAAAAACUUCCCUAAACAGGGCUGCCUUCAGAUGGCUUCUAAAAAUCAGAUAGUUGUUGUUUCCUUGAUAUCUGAUGGGAGGGCGUGUGUUUGGUUUGCACAUUUGGCCUUGAAGAUCAAGAUAAAAAGCUCUAUUCAGCAAAAAUUUUAUUUAAAAUACUUUGAAUGCCACCUUUAAGAAUCAAAGCUUUCCUUAAGUCAUCAAAGUGGUGGUGAUAAUAAAUAGAUAAUACAGACAUAAACCCAGCUCAAAACAGGACACAGAGCAGCAAAGAACGCAGUAAAUAAAGAUUCUUUCAGGCAAAAGCCAGUGAGAACAGGUGAGCUUUCAGAUGUGUCCUAAAUACAGUGCCCUCUCCCACAUACCACCCAAUUCAGGCUUCCUCAAACUCGGCCCUCCAGAUGUUUUUGGCCUACAACUCCCAUGAUCCCUAGCUAGCACAGGCAAACUCCGGCCCUCCAGAUGUUUGGGACUACAACUCCCAUCAUCCCUAGCUUACAGCACCAGUCGUCAGGGAUGAUGGGAAUUGUAGUCCCAAACAUCUGGAGGGCUGGAGUUUGCCUAUGCCUGAGCUAGCAGGACCAGUGGUCAGGGAUGAUGGGAAUUGUAGUCUCAAAACAUCUGGAGGGCUGAGUUUGAGGAAACCUGAAGCAAUUGAACUGCACUUUGUGACAUGUAGGGUUGACGUGGCCAGGCUGCCGAUUCUCGGCUUAAUCUGUUCCGCAGGGUUGUGGCGAGGGUAGAACGUGAAGUGUGCUCAAAGAAUACUUGUGUGAACAUACAGGCCCAUCCGGAAUAUGACACCUCUCGCUGCUUCGCCUUUGUCCAUGACCUGUGUGAGACCGGGACCCCCUUUCCGAUGCCAGACGAAAGUGUGGACGUUGUGGUUCUCAUCUUCGUCCUUUCUGCUCUUCUCCCGGAAAAGUAUGUAUGUCAUUCUGCUACUGCUGUGUGUGUGCUUGCCUAAUAUCACUAUCAAUAGCAGCAUGUGUGUGGUAUUUUUUGGGGGGGGGGUUACAAAGUUGCAUUUUUUUAUAACUGCAGCAAAUCUAGAGCACCUGUAAGCACAUGGGUUAACUAUACUGAAUACAGGCAAUAAAAUUACAGUGUUAUCUCGGGUUAAGAACUUACCAUAUUUUUCGCUCUAUAAGACACACUUUUUCUCUCCUAAAAAGUAAGGGGAAAUGUGUGUGCGUCUUAUGGAGCGCAUGCAGGUUGCGCAGCCAUCCCAGAAGCCAGAAUGCUGCGCAGCGCUCCCUCUCGCUGUUCUAGCUUCUGGCUUAGCCAGGCGCAGCCUCUUUAAAGGGAGCGUGGCUUUUGUUUUUUUUAAAACAUAAUUUUUAUUAACAGGCCAAUCAUAUCACAUUAUUUCAAAUCACAUUAAUUCCAAAUUAUACAGCCAAAUUUUUCAAUUUUGAUAGGGGUACCCAUACAUCAAGCUCCGAACGAGGAUCCAAACAUCACUUCUAUUACUGCUUCAAUUAAACAGUUCUAUCCAGUUCUAUCCAGAUAGUCUCUUUAUUACUUUCUUCAUCUUCUUGUUGUUGCCAGAUAUUCCUUUCUUUGCGAUCUCUGAUAAUCUUCACAGGCAGGUUGGAAGCAAACAUCGUCUGUGUGGGUUUUACACACUCCACAAGUCAUAUCUCAUAGGGACAGCCGCCAUUCCCCUCCUCCUUCAAAAGUUUAUCUUCGGUCUGCCCUUUAGUUUUCCCAGGCUUGUAAAAUAUCUCAUAGAGGGCUCUGCCAGGUUAAGAUCAAAUUCCAAUCAUCAUUCACAUUCCAAUAGUCCUGGUUCUCCUCCCCCCGUCUUUCUUAGACAAGCCUGUCUUGCGAGACGCCAUUUUAAAACUGCGUCAUAGAAUUUUUCCAUUCUCCAAUAUUUACCAAUCCUCUCUUCAUUCAUCAUUAAUUCAUCCCACACAGUUUUUAAAUUCCUGCUUGUGAUUAAUAAAAUACAGCGAUUCUUCUUCCUUUGGGGUGGAGGAUUAUUAAUACUCACAUAAGGCAAAGAAAAGAAAAGGUUUUUCCUCCACCCCCCUUCUUCACUCCAGACAUACCAAUCUCUUAAUGGCGCUUCAUCGCUUGAUUUAUUUGUCCUCGCCCGCCGCUCCGAUCCCAGAGAUCCAUUAAUCAGCAGUCUUAUCUCCCGAACUUUACUUGAUGUAUGUGCUGUAGCUUCUUCCAAUUAUAUAUUUCCAAUUGUAUUUCGAGCUAAAGCGAAUCAGCACGCGCAAAUUGGAGACAGCGUCCGGGAAGAGCCGACUUCACCGAGGGCUGGUGCCAAGUGACCGGGGCACCCCCUUCUCUCGAAUCCGGGGGUGCAUUAUGGCCACCACUGGCAAGGCAGUCCCCCCCAUCUCCUUGGGGGUUCGGGAAGACUGCAUACUUCCCAGAGCAGCCUCUUAAUUACCUCGUGUGGGUCGGAGAGAUGUUAUUGUCGGCCAUCUUCCAAUGCGCCACCUGGUGGCCCCCGGCUCUUGCUGGCUUUUGCGGGAGAUGGGGGAAGGGGCAGAGCGUGUGGCCUGAAGCACCACUUUAGCUAAUGGGACCUCCUGCUGCCGCUGCGCCGCCACUACACGAUUUCUGUUCUCAUCCUGAAGGAAAGUUCUUAACCCGAGGUACUAUUUCUGGGUUAGCGGAGUCUGUAACCUGAAGCGUAUAUAACCUGAGGUACCACUGUAGUUCAUUGGAAGCUUUAUUUUGCUAUUGUUAUUCCAAGCUGAUAGAUUACAGUGGUACCUCAAGUUACAAACGCCUGAGGUUACAAACACUUCAGGUUACAAACUCGGCUAACCUGGAAGAGUUACCUCAAGUUGAGAACUUUGCCCCAGGAUGAGAAUGGAAAUCGUGUGCCGGCGGCGCAGCGGCAGCAAGAGGCCCCAUUAGCGAACACACGCCUCUAGUUAAGAACAGUUUCAGGUUAAGAACAGACCUCCGGAACGAAUUAAGUUUGUAACUAGAGGUACCACUGUACUAGCAUGUUUCAGUGGCUGCUGAGUCUUUUCCCUCUUGUUUUUCUCCCACAGAAUGCAAUGUGUAAUCAACAGACUUAGCAAACUACUGAAACCUGGCGGAAUUAUUUUAUUACGAGAUUAUGGCCGUUACGAUCUAGCCCAACUCCGCUUUAAAAAAGGUAAGGGGAGGGAACAGGCAGUAUUGCCAUUUAGUAAAGGAAGCAGUCAUUCCCUCUGCAUCUCAGCGGUUACAAGACAGAAGUACUGUUCUGGGGGGACAGGACGCACGCGGGUGUGGAGGACUCCCUGGUCCUGAAUGGGGUAACUGUGCCCCUGAAGGACCAGGUGUGCAGCCUGGGGGUCAUUUUGGACUCACAGCUGUCCAUGGAGGCGCAGGUCAAUUCUGUGUCCAGGGCAGCUGUCUAUCAGCUCCAUCUGGUACACAGGCUGAGACCCUACCUGUCUGCAGACUGUCUUGCCAGAGUGGUGCAUGCUCUAGUUAUCUCCCGCUUGGACUACUGCAAUGUGCUCUAUGUGGGGCUACCUUUGAAGGUGACUCGGAAACUACAACUAAUCCAGAAUGCGGCAGCUAGAAUGGUGACUGGGAGCAGCCGCUGAGACCACAUAACACCAAUCUUGAAAGACCUACACUGGUUCACAGUAUGUUUCCGAGCACAAUUCAAAGUGUUGGUGCUGACCUUUAAAGCCCUAAAUGGCCUCAGCUCAGUAUACCUGAAGGAGCUUCUCCACCCCCCAUCAUCCAGCCCGGACACUGAGGUCCAGCGCCAAGGGCCUUCUGGCGGUUCCCUCACUGCAAGAAGUGAAGUUACAGGGAACCAGGAAGCGGGCCUUCUCGGUAGUGGCACCCGCCCUGUGGAACGCCCUCCCACCAGAUGUCAAAGAGAAAAACAACUACCAGACUUUUAGAAGGCAUCUGAAGGCAGCCCUGUUUAGGGAAGCUUUUAAGGUUUAAUAGACUAUUGUAUUUUAAUAUUCCGUUGGAAGCUGCCCAGAGUGGCUGGGGAAACCCAGCCAGAUGGGCGGGGUAUAAAUAAAAAAUAAUAAUUAUUAUUACUUGAGAAACAAAACCUCUAGCCUUCACCAGGAAGUUAAGGCACCAACACGGUCCUGCCGCUUAAGGAAAUGGAACGUGUGCUUGUGAGAGAGUGACAGCUGUAACUUCUGCUUUUAGGUACCGGGGAUGGAUCUUGUUGUUUUCACGCAGGCUAACUUUUGGGCCUCUAAGCCCACCUUGUUUCAUCCCCACGCAGCAGAACGAGGAAGUAAUUUUAAGCCAGGCGAUGUCCCUGUUUGCUCUUGCUGUACCCUCUGUGAGAUGAAUGAAUGAAUUUUUAUUUGCAUCGGCCAUAGCGAAGAAACAACAAUACGAUAUACAAAAAAUAAAAAGUCAAUUAUAUAAAAUACAUUUUAGGUUUUGAAUCAGUAGUCAAAUAGCGGAUCUUAUUCUAACUGCCCCAGCUAAAAACCUUGCAACCUUAGAGAUGUGUGUGCGGCAUAUUGAGGAUGAGCUUCUGAUAUGCACGAGGAACAGGAAAAGCAAAGGGCUGGGGAAGGCUGCUCCGUGGUGGGGUUUUUAACAUGCAGUCCACAAACUUCUUUUGUACAUUUAAAGGAGGGGGGAAUUGACACAAAUAUACAGCUGCAAAAUGGGAGAAUGCAAAACCCCAGAUUUUCAGUGUUCAGUUGGUAAGGGGCUGAGUGCUUGUGAGCAUGUUGGGGAGCAAAGUACGGGUUGGCUUGCUCCCUUUCAGCCAGGGCAUCAACCUGUCAGGGAACUGCCAUCAGCUCAGAGGCGAGAGGUGGAAGGGCAGCUGGGUUACAGGGAGCCUCCAAAGAUCGUAGGAAGGAGCACUUCCUCAGCGGAGGAGGGAAGCCCCGCCUCUAGUGGGGAAGAGAUGCAGGGCUUGAAGGAUGCAACAAGAGAGAGCCAAAGCACCGUGCAUGAGCAAAGCGGGGGGGGGGGCAGGUCCCCCUUUACCCACGCCUUCUCUGCACAGUAGGUUUACAUGCAGAGAGGGGAGGCGUCGGAUGGGGGUCAAGAGACUACUCUGCUGGGGAAAGUUUAAGGACCGCCCACUCUCAGAUUCUGCUAGUGGCUGAGCAAGACAUGGAAUUGAGGCGUUCUGCACUGUAAAUGUUUUUGCACCAAUAAUAAAGCCUUUGAAAAGACCAGUGGGGAUCUUGCCUGUUCGCUCUCGAGCAACCACGCCGGUAGGCAUAACAAACCAUAAUUGAUGUACACCUUGCCAGGCCUUUUUCCUUUUCUUUCUGAGCAUUUUGCAACUGCUGAAUUGCAGAACCACAUCUCUCCGUGCAGGUGCCUGAGUAUUAACCAAAAAGGGUAGAUAUCUUUAUCAGCCUCUUGGCCAUUGAUAGUUUAUCGCUGUCAUCACUGUAUUUUGGAGGAGGUGGAAGCAACAGUGAACUGAGUUGCAGUCAAAAUUCUCAUUCCUUUCUUUUAGGUCAGUGUCUGGCUGAUAACUUCUACGUGAGAGGAGAUGGCACCAGAGUUUAUUUUUUCACACAAGGUAACUAACUUGCGGGAUGUGGGUGGCGCUGUGGGUUAAACCACAGAGCCUAGGACUUGCCGAUCAGAAGGUCGGCGGUUCGAAUCCCCGUGACGGGGUGAGCUCCCGUUGCUCGGUCCCUGCUCCUGCCAACCUAGCAGUUUGAAAGCACGUCAAAGUGCAAGCAGAUAAAUAGGCACCGCUCCAGCGGGAAGGUAAACAGCAUUUCUGUGCGCUGCUCUGGUUCGCCAGAAGUGGCUUAGUCCUGCUGGCCACAUGACCCGGAAGCUGUAUGCUGGCUCCCUCGGCCAAUAAAGCGAGAUGAGCGCCGCAACCCCAGAGUCGGCCAUGACUGGACCUAAUGGUCAGGGGUCCCGUAACCUUUACCUUUAACUAACUUGCAGGUCCUACCGCACUCUUUAUCAAUUGGCUGUCACUGAUUUAAAGGCUGAAGCAGCUCAGGCUUGGUCUCUGGCCCAAGGCAGACAAGAAAUGAUGUUUUAGAAGAUGCUGGUUCAGGUGGCAGGGAGAAGAAAUGAUGCCAGGAUGGAUGCAUAUAACAUGAUGCUCUGAGCCAUUUCCAUUGUGGCCUUUCUACAUAUGUGGAGCAGUGAUCCUGAGAACUGGACACCAAUUUAUUAAAAAGCAAAAACCCUGAUGAUGUGAUUAAAAAAAAGGUUAAAGACUUACAUGGGCUUGAUUCAGAUGCCACAGCCCAAGAAUACUGUUUGGUUGUUUGGAAAAUGCUGCAGGUUCCCAUAUUUCAUAUCACCGUUCCUGGGUUUCUGUGGCAUCUGAAUUGGGAAAACUAUGGUUCAUGCGAAACAUGAUUUGUUGCCACCAAGCAGUGAGGGUAUUUCAAACACUUGCAUCAAUUGUAUCAACACACACAGGGUUCUUAAGUUAUUUCUGCAUGGAACCUCUGUCUGAACGGGGGUGGAGGUUUGUUGUCGUUGGUCCUGUCUUGCAGGAGGUGGCUGCGCCAGAGGGUCUUUUAAUUCUGUAUUUCUCUUCCAGAUAAUUAAUUUAUACCUGCCAGUGUUCAGACUGGAACCAGUCAAUGAAAUCAUAUUAUAUAUUUUUUUAUUUUGGGGCUCAAUUCAUGGUGUGGUUUGUGGCCUGGAAUCAGAAUUAUGUCACACAUCGCCUUUUGCCAUAUAAGCUUGCCUGACAACCUUUUUAUAAAAAUCCUUUUACAGCUAUUAUGACAAAUAAUGAUGAUGAUAAUAAUAAUAAUAAUAAUUUAUUACAGUGGUACCUUGAGUUACAGACGCUUCAGGUUACAGAAGCUUCAGGUUGCAGACUCCGCUAACUCAGAAAUAGUACCUCAGGUUAAGAACUUUGUUUCAGGAUGAGAACAGAAAUCAUGCUCUGGCGGCGCGGCAGCAGCAGGAGGCCCCAUUAGCCAAAGUGGUGCUUCAGGUUAAGAACAGUUUCAGGUUAAGAACCUCUGGAACGAAUUAAGUACUUAACCCGAGGUACCACUGUAUUUAUACCCUGCCCAUCUGGCUGGGUUUCCCCAGCCACUCUGGGUGGCUCCCAACAGAAUAUUAAAAACAUGAUAAAACAUCAAGCAUUAAAAACUUCCCUAAACAAGGCUGCCUUCAGAUGUCUCCUAAAAGUGAGGUAGUUGUUUAUUUCCUUGACAUCUGAUGGGAGGGUGUUCCACAGGGAGGGUGCCACCACCAAGAAGGCCCUCUGCCUGGUUCCCUGUAACCUCACUUCUCGCAGGGAGGGAACUGCCAGAAGGCCCUCGGCACUGGACCUCCGUGUCCGGUCUGAGUGAUGGGGGUGGUGACGUUCCUUCAGGUAUACUGGGCCAAGGCUAUUUAGGGCUUUAAAGGUCAGCACCGGCACUUUGAAUUGUACUUGGAAACGUAUUGGAAGCCAGUGUAGGUCUUUCAGGACCGGUGUUAUACGGUGUUAUAUAAUGGACUUAGCAGAACAAUUAAUAUCUCGAUACAUCUCACUACGACAUGCCAUGAGGCACAAGAGGAUGUAUUGUAUCCUUGUUCAUGUUUAUAUAAAAUACAAAUUAAUACCGUAGUCCCACCAAAAUGAUCAUCCAAUCCUUUCCUUGCUUGACAAUUUCCUUCUUCCAAGAGGUAUUUACCUAUCUUUGCCACUGCUCAGUUCGAUAGGCAGAAAAACCUUUCUACUCUUUUGGUCUCAGAUUAUCACUGGUUUUAUUGCUAUUUGUUGCCAUUAUCUUGUUUUUUCCCAUCUUCAUCACAAACCGCCUUGCAGCGUUAUACUUUAAAAUCACAUUUCUUUCCGAUGUCCCUUAGAUGAGCUGGAUUUGCUGUUCUCUACAGCAGGCUUGGAGAAAGCCCAAAACAUUGUGGACCGCCGCCUCCAAGUGAACAGAGGGAAACAAAUCACCAUGUACAGAGUCUGGAUCCAGUGUAAAUAUCGCAAGCCAAAGGGCGACAAGGAAUCUCUAGGAGAAAGAAGCAACUUUCAUCCUAGCGGCUGCACGUAGCGAGACUCGGACCUCUCCCCUGGCGGUUGCCCAUUAUACUGGGGAACUCACUGCAGACUUUGUACAGCAAACAGGACUGCAUGGUGCUUGUAUUAGAAGCACAAAGUUUACUGGCACAAGCCCCAAUACGGAGCAAAAAUUUUAAAUUCGCUUGGUGGGUGGGGAGAUGCAAUGAACUGUAAUGCAACUUUGUGGCUUACAGGAUCAUCCCUGGGGUCUGAGUUCCUUGGCCUCCUACUGAAUUAGGUGGGUUUAUUCCUGCAAAAACAGUAUGAUGGCACCUCCUUCUGCAAUCCUACCUGGAGAGACUGCUUCUGGCCACUUACUUGACCAGGAAAGAGGGAAGUCCCUUGCCAAAUGGUCAGCUCUUCUUUUCAGACCUGAACAAACAUUCUUCAGAUGCAGGAACGUGCGUCAGACCAAGGUCUCCCAUGUAUAUGCAGGCCUGGCUGUUUAACUAAAUCUAAACAAGAUCAAGCAUUGCAUCAGUUUCUGACUGCUUCAAGGAGUUUAUAACCAUGCCUUCUUACACCUACGAUGUAACUUUUCUACAUUGGCGGUGGGUGGGGUGGGGAAGGGAAGAGGCUAAGAAAGUGUCCUGGGAAUCUUGCAGGUUUCUAGAAUAAUUUCAAGUUGUUUUAACAAAUAUUCACUGGCAUAAGUGAUUGUUACUGCAUCACCCUCGCUGAUGGUCAACAAGCACACUAGAAAAAAAUGGAACAACCCUCUCCAGCCACCAAAUUUUAUAAAGUUAUAGUAUAUUUAAAACAAUUCUGAAUUUAAUGCAAACAGAACAUGUUAAAGCCUGCCUGUGUAAUCUCCAGAACUGAACCAGACUUGUGAAAAUAAGCUUAAAAAAUUAAAAGACCUUUUAAAAGAUUUUGCAUAUGAAGCUAUGCUUUAGCAUUACAUCAGGAACAGCCAAUGUUGUGCCAUACAGAUACUGGACUGCCAACUCCCAUCAGCAGUAGCCAGUGAUCAGGGAUGAUGUGAGUUGGAGACCAUUGGCUGAGGGACACAAAGUUUCAUGAAUGAGCCUCAGGUGUGCACAUUGACCCCAUCCUCUUCUGUGUCAUGGUGGCAAGGUAAGAAGUCUACAGCUUCCAAUUCUGGCUGAACUUGGAGUAACUAUAUUAGCCUACUACUUAGUGCAAACAUGCAAGAUGGAAAUGUGAUUUAUAACCCUGGCUUAUUCACUAACAUAUAACGGGGAAUGAAGUUAGUUUUUUAAAUGCAAGCAGAUUCUCUGAUCACCUGCUUGUGAAAAAGAAGGGGGGGGGGACCUUAAUGAAAAAUCAUUCUGGCCAGUUAAGAGCCCUAAUUUUGGAUUGCACCUGCAGCUGUACAACAGGUAAAUGUAAGUUUUGAACUGCUUAUCUGCUUUCCAUUUCCUUCAGACACUUCAUAAAUUCACUCAUGUCUCCAUAGUACAGCCAGUAGUUGAUGGAAACUUCUCUAACUUUGGUUCUGUGAAUUCAGACAUCACAGUAAACCACGGCUUGCCUAAACUAUGGUUUGCAACAUCAGCUUCAAAUGCUAGCUUCUUGACCCCAAAAUGAACAAUUUUGUGAGCAGGUUCCACUAAAGAGUUUGUCUUUAAACAUGGUUUGCUGUUCUGCACACUAGAUUCAGGCUUGUGCCCUUCCCACUUGCCUCUCAACAAGUGACCAUGGGUCAGAUGUCACAGUAAACCAUGGUUUACUCUUAUGGGUGACUUGUUAACUAUCCUUACCCUCUCUUAUUUCAGCAUGUUUGUGAGUUUAGAAAAUUACGUUUCUGUUGUUUGUUGACAGCAUUUUAGUCUUAUGUCUGAAC